Populus trichocarpa (black cottonwood) is the source of this 2408-nucleotide messenger RNA. Its product is annotated as protein FAR1-RELATED SEQUENCE 4. The transcript is spliced from 3 exons. Gene Ontology annotation, biological process: regulation of DNA-templated transcription. Gene Ontology annotation, molecular function: zinc ion binding. Bases 1 to 2250 code for a protein of 749 amino acids. The record is from RefSeq and is a predicted model, not a curated record. NCBI's taxonomy places the organism in Eukaryota, Viridiplantae, Streptophyta, Magnoliopsida, Malpighiales, Salicaceae.
AUGGAUUCCAGUGUGAUCACAGGCAGUGCAAUUCCAGAACCUCGUGAUGGUAUUGAAUUUGAAUCACAUGAAGCUGCAUAUUCAUUUUACAAAGAUUAUGCCAAGUCUGUAGGCUUUGGUACUGCUAAGUUGAGUAGCAGGCGAUCUAGGUCAUCAAAAGAAUUCAUUGAUGCAAAAUUCUCAUGCAUAAGGUAUGGGAAUAAGCAGCAGUCUGAUGAUGCCAUUAAUCCACGACCCUCCCCAAAAAUUGGCUGUAAAGCUAGCAUGCAUGUGAAGAGAAGACAGAAUGGAAAAUGGUACAUAUACAGUUUUGUAAAAGAACACAAUCAUGAGCUUUUACCAGCCCAGGUGCACUUCUUUCGAAGCCAUAGAAAUGAUGAUCCUCUUAAGAAUGACAUCCGGAUACGACGACGAAAGAAUCUGUCUUCAGUUUCCAAACUUUUUGGUGCAUAUCAAAAUGUGGAUUGUUUAGAGGGUUACAUGAGAAAUCAGCAUGAUAAGGGGCGGAGUUUGGUCUUAGAAUCAGGAGAUGCUCAGGUAUUACUAGACCUUUUUAUGCAUAUGCAGGAAGAGAACCCUAAGUUCUUCUAUGCUGUUGAUUUGAAUGAAGAGCAUCGGUUGAGAAACUUGUUUUGGGUUGAUACAAAAGGAAUGGAAGACUACAGCAACUUUGAUGAUGUAGUUUGUUUUGACACUACAUAUUUCACAAACAAGUAUAAAAUACCAUUAGUUUUCUUUAUUGGGGUGAAUCAUCAUAUUCAACCCACAUUGCUUGGUUGUGCAUUGAUAGCAGAUGAGACAGUUUAUACUUUUGAUUGGUUAAUGCAAACAUGGUUCAUGGCAAUGGGGGAACGUGCUCCACAAUUAAUGCUCACUGAUCAAAACAACGCCUUAAAAGCAGCUAUUGGAGCAGUCUUUCCACAAACAUGUCAUUGUUUUUGUCUUUGGCAUAUAUUGGAGAAGAUCCCUAGGCAGCUUGAAUAUUUGAGUCUUUGGCAUGAUAAUUUUAUGGUAAAAUUUAAUAAAUGUAUUUUUAAAUCAUGGACCGAGGAACAAUUUGAAAAGAGAUGGUCGAAGUUGCUUGACAAAUUUAAUCUUCGAGAGGUUGAAUGGGUUCGAUCGUUAUAUGAAGAUCGCAAAUAUUGGGUGCCUGCCUUCAUGAGAGAUGUAUCAUUUGCUGGUUUGUCUACAAUGUCGCGCUCUGAAAGCUUGACCUCUUCAUAUGAGAAAUAUGUGCAUGCAGAAACAUCAAUGAGAGAGUUUAUAGAACAAUACAAAACGAUUCUUGAAGAUAGGUAUGAAGAGGAAGCCAAGGCAGAUUUUGAUGCAUGGCAUGAAACGGCUGAGUUAAAAUCCCCAUCACCUUUCGAGAAGCAAAUGUCACUGGUGUACACACAUGAAAUUUUCAGGAAAUUCCAAGUUGAGGUUCUGGGAGCAGCUGCUUGUCAUCUUAAGAAAGAAAGUCAGGAUGAGACAACCACAAUGUAUACUGUGAAGGACUUUGAAGACGGUCAGAAUUACGUGGUGGAAUGGAAUGAAACAAAAUCAGAUAUUUAUUGUUCAUGUCGUUCUUUUGAAUACAAAGGUUAUCUCUGUAGACAUGCUAUUGUUGUUCUUCAAAUGUCAGGCGUGUUCAGCAUUCCACCUAAAUAUGUAUUGCAACGUUGGACAAAUGCUGCUUUGAGCAGGCAUCCCAUCAGUGAAAGAUUGGAUGAGGUGCAAACUAAGGUCCGUCGCUAUAAUGACUUGUGUCGACGAGCCAUAAUACUAGGUGAAGAGGGGUCUCUUUCACAGGAGAGUUACAACAUCGCACUUUGUGCUAUAAGAGAAGCUUUGAAACAAUGUGCGAGUUUAAAUAACUCUGCUGAAACCAGUGCUUGUCCUAACACCUCAGGGAGCAUUGAGGAAGAGAAUCAGUACAGGAAUACUUCUAAAGAGAGGGCACCAGAUCUUCAGGUUACUGGUGCAGACAAGGCUACUAGAAGAGCUGGAGCAGCAAACACAAAGGAAAGUAACCACAGUGGUGCGGUUAAAAAGGGAAAGCAGGUAACUCGGUCAGGAGAUGUGAACGUUGGGGGACAGGAAGGCUUCCAUUUAAUGGGCAUAUCUGACCUGGGGCCAACACAAUCACAUAAUAUGAUGCCAGCACAGUUGCAAAAUGCUGUACCUACAGUAUUUCAUAAUAUCAUGCCGACUCAGUUCCAAAACAUAGCUUCAACACAUUUGCACGAUACGAGACUCCCUCGUUAGUAUGAUUUUGCAUUUGCUUGUAAAAAAUUGUAUUUAUUGAUUACUGUAACACUGGUCCCAAGAAUGCAGGAUGUGUUGUGCAGUUGUUAAUCUCUGCUUGUAUGUAAAAGCUUCAACUAAUUAGUUAUAAGUGAUCUUCUUGGCUCUUCCAUUACUCA